CGCAUGCGUAGUGAGUACCGGGGAACAUCCGGGAAUCCUGGGAGCAAGAUGGCGGCUGGGGCGUGAAGCUUUUUCAUAGUCGUUUUGUAACUGAGGGGAUCACAGAGGCACCAUGUCGGGGGCCGGCAGUAAGAGAGCCUCCGGAGAUAACAGCUCUGGCCCUUCAGAGAAAAAACCAAAUCGUGAUGAAAAGACACCAACUACACUUAUUGAGCCCAUCCGUCUGGGCGGCAUUUCCUCCACGGAGGAGAUGGAUAUGAAGGUCUUGCAGUUUAAGAACAAGAAGCUGUCAGAACGUCUUGAGCAGCGCCAGGGGUUUGAGGAUGAACUUCGUGAAAAGAUUGAGAAGUUGGAGAAAAGACAAGCCACGGAUGAUGCCACACUGCUAAUAGUGAACCGUUACUGGAGUAGGCUAGAGGAGAAUGUCCAGCAGCUGUUGAAGCGCUAUGAUACUGAGCCCCCCACUCAGAGCGGCCCUCAGGUUGAGCCCCCUGAGCAGAAGGAGAGUCGUCCAGAGACAGCGCAUGGAAUGGAGGAUCUGCAGCCGCUGGCAGAGAGUGAAAGUAAAGAUGUGUCUGCCUCGCCCUGUGCUCCUACAGUCCAUGCUUCACCUGGGGACCUUCCUGAAUCCUCGCUGAAUUUUCUGGCUACACUGGCUUUCAGCACCACUGAGGAAAUAGAGUUGCACCUGCAGGAACGCAUGGAAUUCAGCAAGAGAGCUGUGUCCUGUGUACUGGAAACGUCUAACCGGCUUCACCGCCGUAUGGAAGAACUGUGCGAGCAUAUCCAUAGUGGAGAGUUUGAGCUGCUGGAUGAAGCCCUCCGAACACUGAACAAGGAGCUGAUAAGCGAAAACCACAGAUUGCAGGAUCUAGCUACUGUCCUACAGGAGAAGCUCCAUCGCAUCUCCCUACAGCACCAUGAGUUGCAGGAUCGAGUCAUUUCCUCUGAGACCAAAGUUUCUGAAAUGGAGAGAAGCAUUGAAGAUCUUCAGUGGGAUAUUGAGAAACUGCGUAAACAUGAGCAGAAACUCAACCGUCACUUGGCAGAAGCUCUGGAGCAGCUUAACUCUGGUUACCACAUCUCGGGCAGCUCGGGGGGAUUCCAGGGUGGACAGACGACUCUCACUGUACAGAAAUUUGAGAUGUUGAACGCAGAGCUUGAGCAGAACCAGGAGCUGGCCAAUAGUCGCAUGUGUGAGCUUGAGAAGCUGCAAAAUGAGCUGCAAUCUGCUGUCCGGCUGAAAGAGAAGCUCAAGCUGGACCUGAGAACCCUUCCAGAGGAAGCUGUACGUAGCACGCAGGAUUUUCGCUGUCUGCAGUCUCAGUUCUCGGUCCUUUACAACGAAUCUCUGCAGGUGAAGACACAGUUGGAUGAAGCUCGCGCCCUUCUGCUCAGCACAAAGAACAGCCACCUGCGGCAGAUCGAGCGCAUGGAGAGUGAAGAACUCUCUGUCCAGAAGAAGCUUCGCACAGAAGUUAUCCAGCUUGAGGACACACUUGCUCAAGUGCGCAAAGAGUAUGAAAUGCUAAGGAUUGAGUUUGAACAGAAUCUUGCUGCCAAUGAACAAGCUGGUCCCAUUAAUCGGGAGAUGCGUCAUCUUAUUGGUAGUCUCCAAAACCACAACCACCAGCUCAAAGGGGAUGUCCAGAGGUACAAACGCAAGGUGCGAGAUGCCCAAGGAGAGGUGAGCAAGAUGCGGUACCAGAUGGGGGGAACAUCAGUCCCACCUGCUAAUGUGUUUGGGGGAGAAACAACUGCUGCUGUUGUGAAGGAAGAGGAACCAGAUGUGAAGAAAGAACCCGUGGGGCCCCUAAUUCGAGACUCUGAGACUCCCACCACCCCCGAGGUAAAAAAGGAAGAAGAGGAAAUUAAGAAGGAGUCUGAGAGGGGGAAAAUACGAGAACGCGAGCCAGAGAGAGAGCGUGAUAAGGAGCGGGAGAGAGAGAAAGAACGCGACAAACAGAAAACCGAGGAAUCCAAGCGCAAAGACUCUGACAUACUCAAACAGCUGAGAGCAGAGCUCAAAAAGGCCCAAGAAAGCCAGAAGGAGAUGAAGCUGCUUCUAGAUAUGUACAAAUCUGCCCCGAAAGAACAGAGGGAUAAAGUGCAGCUGAUGGCCGCUGAGAGAAAAACCAAGGCUGAGGUGGAGGAGCUGCGCUCUCGUGUGCAGUCACUAGAAGAAAAGGAUCGUAGGGAGAGGAAGAAACUCGCAGAUGAGGAAGCUCUGAGGAAAAUAAAACUGGCUGAGGAGCAGAUUGAGCAUCUUCAGAGAAAACUGAGCGCCACCAAACAGGAAGAGGAGGCUCUGCUGUCAGAGAUGGAUGUCACUGGACAGGCGUUUGAAGACAUGCAAGAGCAGAAUAUCCGAUUAAUGCAGCAACUCAGGGAGAAAGACGAUGCAAACUUCAAACUCAUGUCUGAGCGAAUCAAAUCUAAUCAGAUUCACAAACUGCUCAGAGAGGAGAAAGAGGAGCUGGCUGAGCAGGUGCAGGGACUCAAAACACAGGUGGAUGCACAGCUGUUACAGGUGCAGAAGCUGGAGGAGAGAGAACGCAUUUUACACACGUCGCUAUCCUCCAUAGAGAAGGAGCUGGCCCUGCGAACACAGGCAUUAGAACUGCACAAGCGGAAGGCUGUGGAAGCUGCUCAGCUUGCUGAAGACUUGAAGGUUCAGCUUGAACAUAUAUUAAGCACUUUGAAGGACACCCAGAGCUUUGUGUGUGAGAAUCGUAGUGCUAAGGAGAAGGAAUCGUUCAGCCUAAAACGAGCACAGGAAGAGAUAUCUCGGCUGCGCAGAAAACUUGAGAAACAGAAAAAAAUGGAAGUGUACGCAGACGCCGACCAAAUCCUACAAGAGGAGAUUAAAGAAUACAGGGCCCGCCUCACUUGUCCGUGCUGCAAUACGCGUAAGAAAGACGCAGUCCUUACCAAGUGUUUCCAUGUUUUCUGCUUUGAGUGCGUGAAGACUCGAUACGACUCUCGGCAGAGGAAGUGUCCCAAGUGCAAUGCUGCCUUUGGAGCACACGACUUCCAUAGAAUUUAUAUAAACUAAAUGUAAAGCAACUUCUUUUGUAAAUACAGGAAAAGAGAUGUUUGAAGACACCUCCAACUGAGACCACAGAUACUUCACCCCAAAACUGUUAUUAAUGUACUAUUCGCAUGGAGAUGCGAUCCGUUUACUGUUGACAUGGACACAGAUUGUGCCGCUGGGUUGCGGUUUGUUUGUUCAAGGGGGACAAUAAAGCGACCAACACAAUUUA
This is a messenger RNA of Pelobates fuscus (common spadefoot toad), 3263 nucleotides long. It is a transcript of the gene RNF40, whose product is annotated as ring finger protein 40. The record is from RefSeq and is a predicted model, not a curated record. Gene Ontology annotation, cellular component: nucleus; HULC complex. The coding region runs from base 113 to 3055 and encodes 980 amino acids. The transcript has 20 exons. Gene Ontology annotation, molecular function: metal ion binding; ubiquitin protein ligase activity. NCBI's taxonomy places the organism in Eukaryota, Metazoa, Chordata, Amphibia, Anura, Pelobatidae.